Molecule: messenger RNA, 1842 nt
Organism: Amyelois transitella
Lineage: Eukaryota; Metazoa; Arthropoda; Insecta; Lepidoptera; Pyralidae
Product: piggyBac transposable element-derived protein 4-like
Exons: 1
Coding region: 1-1842 (613 amino acids)
Source: RefSeq, a predicted model, not a curated record
AUGGCUACACCAGGGACUUCCGGCAGUAAACGAAAUAGUUGUACGACAGAUUUACAGAAUGCAAAGAGAUAUCGGAUAUGUAUAAAUACAUUAAAUCCAAAUAGUGAUCGAGUGAUUGAGAGCUGGCUUGCUGAUGAAGAUUCCAGUGGAUCGGAGUUUGACGAUGUUGGUGAAGAUUUUUGUCCAGAGCACAGUGAGCAUGAUACAGAUACUAGCACUGAUAUUUCUGAUACUGACGAACCUCAACCUGAACACCUGGAAGCGCCGAAAUCGUCAUCAGAUGAAGAUGUUCCUCUAUCAAGGCUUGGUUAUUUUAGAGGCAAAAAUAAAUGUAAGUGGUCUAAACUACCUCCAAACAGAUCAUCAGUUAGAACACCACAACACAAUAUUAUUUCCUGUGCACCCACAUCCAAUUUGACUGAAAAUGAUAAGAAAGAUCCUUAUUCUUUAUGGAAACAAUAUAUAAAUGACGAGAUGUUAUCGGAGAUUUUACUCAGGACCAACGAAAAGCUAGCCGAAUAUAGAUCUAAAUAUAUAAAGCAAAAUCGUCCAGAGCUGAAAGAUAUCGAUAUAAUUGAGUUAUUAGCUUUUAUUGGUCUUCUUAUGUACACAGCCGUAUUCAAGUCUAAUCACGAAGAUGCAGAUUUGAUAUUUGCUACUGAUGGUACCGGAAGAGACAUUUUUAGAUGCGUUAUGUCCAAAAACAGAUUUCUGUGCUUACUUCACUGUCUUCGGUUUGAUAAUGCACUUGAUAGACCACAGAGAAAGGAAACUAAUAAAUUAGCUGCGAUAUCAGAUAUUUUCAACAAAUUUGUAUCAAAUUGUCAGAAGGUAUAUAAUAUACGUCAAUUUGCUACAGUUGAUGAAAUGCUAGUUCCAUUUAGAGGGCGGUCAUUUUUGAUGAUAUACAUGCCAAAGAAGCCCGCUAAAUAUGGACUAAAACUGAUGUGCUUAUGUGAUGCCGAAAAUGGUUAUUUUUAUAAUUGUUAUGUGUAUUGUGGGAAAAAUUCAGAUGGAGAAACACUAACUGAUGAAGAAAGAAAGCUUUUAGUUCCUACGCAGGCGGUAAUCCGUUUGAGUAAACCAUUACAUGGCAGUAACAAAAAUAUAACGUGUGACAAUUGGUUCACGUCAAUCCAAUUAAUUGAUGCAUUGAAGCAGAGAGGAUUGACCUGUGUUGGAACAUUAAAAAAAAAUAAAAGAGAAAUACCCUCAGAGUUCUUGCCUGCUAAAACGAGACGAGAAAAAUCAACCUUAUAUGGUUUUACCAAAGAUAUAACGUUAUUGUCUCAUGUUCCAAAAAAAGGAAAAGCAGUCAUUUUAGCUUCAUCAAUGCAUCAUAAUGAAGGGACAAACACCGACUCAGGAAAACCUGAAAUAAUACAUUUUUAUAAUUCUACAAAAGGUGGUGUAGAUGAAAUAGAUAAAAAAUGCUCUGUGUAUACUUGCAGCCGCCGAUCAAGACGCUGGCCUAUGACAAUUUUUUACCGGAUGUUGGAUAUUAGUUCCGUCAAUUCUCAUCUUUUACAUGAUGUACAUGUAGGAAGACAAACUGAUAGAGGAUCAUUUAUAAAAAUAUUAGCUCGCCAGUUGGUAUUAGAGCAUAUAAAGCGAAGGUUUUGUAACCUGAGGUUGCCCCGUGAACUAAGAAUGAGUUUGGAAAAAGUACUCGGUUUUGAUAAGCCAGAAAUAUGUGAAGAUGAAGCUGGGGAAGUCAAGACACGAAAGACUUGUCUUUCAUGCCAACCUAAACUCAAAAGAAAGUCGACCUAUAGAUGCUAUUCGUGCAGGAAACACGUUUGUUUGCAGUGCGCGAAACAAGUGUGCCCUGACUGUGCUUAA